Molecule: messenger RNA, 945 nt
Organism: Pterocles gutturalis (yellow-throated sandgrouse)
Lineage: Eukaryota; Metazoa; Chordata; Aves; Pterocliformes; Pteroclidae
Gene: ASB12
Product: ankyrin repeat and SOCS box containing 12
Exons: 2
Coding region: 1-945 (314 amino acids)
Biological process (GO): positive regulation of transcription by RNA polymerase II
Cellular component (GO): nucleus
Molecular function (GO): transcription cis-regulatory region binding; protein binding
Source: RefSeq, a predicted model, not a curated record
AUGAGAGACAGACCAAGAAAAAUGAGCCUAAUGGAUAUCACCAAAAUGUUCUCCAUGCUCCAGCCCCGCGAAGAUGAAGGUGACAACGGCGAAAGCGAGGAGCUGAACCGAGCAGUAUCCGAGGAUGAUUACCAAACCCUAGAUAACCUCUUGUCUCAAGACAGGUACAAGAGGUUCAUCAACCGCAGGAGCGGCUGGGGCGUCCCCAGCACCCCGCUGCGCCUGGCUGCCACGUGGGGCCGCGUCAGGAGCGUGAAGGUCCUCUUGGCCCACGGGGCGGAGGUGGACAGCCUGGACGUGAAGGCUCAAACCCCACUCUUCAUGGCGGUCAGCAAUGGCCACCGCGAAUGCGUGAAGGUCCUCCUGGACGCAGGGGCCAGUCCUGCCGGCAGCAUCUACAACAACUGCUCGCCACUGCUCAUCGCCGCGAGGGAUGGGGAUGUGGACAUCGUGCGGCAGCUCCUGGACCACGGCGCAGAAACCAACAUUCAAGCGCGCUUGCCUGAGUGGGCUGCCAACUCGGCGACUUGUUCUGGUCCCCUCUACCUCGCUGCCGUGUACGGGCACCUGGAGUGCUUUAAGACGCUGUUGCUUUAUGGUGCUGAUCCCGACUACAACUGCACCGAGGAGAGGGUGAUUGCCCAGGUCAAGGAGCCCAAGACUCUGCUGGAAACCUGCCUGAGGCACGGCUGCAGGAGCGAGUUCAUCAAGCUGCUCAUUAACUUUGGAGCCAACGUGUACUUGCCCAACGUCAAGGUAGAUGAGACGGGACCUCGCAGCGAGGGCCUGGAGCUGCUGCUACAGGCGAGAGCUCAUCCCAAGUCCUUGAUGUCUCAGUCCAGGCUGGUGCUGAGACACCUCCUGAAGCAGGCUGGCCGCCUGCACGCCCUCGGCGAGCUGGAGAUCCCCACGGUUCUGGCAAACUACCUCCAACACCAGCCAUGA